AGAAAGCUCACUCCUCUUCACUCUUCACUUUUAUUUAUAGCAUCGCUAACAUUCUUGUAGUUUUAUUGAAAGUGAAAUAGUUAUUUGAUUCUAAUAUUAGAGGAAGAAGAAGAGCUGAAUAGGGCAUCUGCUCACAGAAGCAGCAAAGCUCGAAAAAGUGCAGCAGUUUUAGCGGAUGAAUAACAAUCGAUCGAUUCCCCUAUUUGUCUUAACUUUUGAGGAAAAAGGAGAGAUAGAGGAGUGUUGUUUUCUGAUCCAACAGCUACUCCUCUGGUGUCUUUUAUCUUUCUGAAACAUCAUAUGCUAUACAUUUGGUAGAGACAAUAUUGAUCCAAUUUGUGUCUCCCCACCGCCCCCUCUUCGCUGGUAAAUAUGGCUAAUAAUGAUGGAGAAGUGAGCGAGAAGAAUUCGAAUUUUCCUUCGGUCGUGCUUAAUGAGAGGAUACUCUCUUCCAUGUCCCGAAGAUCUGUUGCUGCUCAUCCGUGGCAUGACCUUGAGAUUGUGUGUGCUUCCGGAGGAGCAUGCAUGCAAGAAGGGAGUUUCAUACUCUAUGCAGGACCUGGCGCACCAGCUGUUUUCAAUUGUGUAGUUGAGAUUGGCAAGGGUAGCAAGGUCAAGUAUGAGCUUGACAAGAAAAGUGGCCUUAUAAAAAUUGAUCGUGUUCUUUACUCGUCUGUUGUGUAUCCGCACAACUAUGGUUUCAUCCCAAGAACCAUUUGUGAAGACAGUGAUCCCAUGGAUGUCUUGGUAUUAAUGCAGGAGCCUGUAAUUCCUGGUUGUUUCCUUCGUGCCCGGGCUAUUGGACUGAUGCCUAUGAUUGAUCAGGGUGAAAAGGAUGAUAAGAUAAUAGCAGUAUGUGCAGAUGACCCUGAGUUUCGUCAUUAUCGGGAUAUCAAGGAGAUUCCUCCACAUCGAUUGGCAGAGAUCCGCCGCUUCUUUGAGGACUACAAGAAGAACGAGAAUAAAACAGUUGCAGUGAAUGACUUCCUUCCUGCUGAAGAUGCCAUUAAAGCAAUCAAGUACUCCAUGGAUCUCUAUGCAUCCUACAUUGUGGAAAGCUUGAGGCAGUGAGUUUUUUUCUCCGUUUGAUAUUUAGUAAUAAAUAUGACGGCUUGUUACAUUUGCUACACAGAUGGCCUACUUAUAAAAUUGUCAGUUUGAUUAUGUGUUGUGCCUUUGGUAAAAGUUGUUCGAUUAAAACUCAAUGUUGAUCUUAGGAUCAAAACUGUCUGUAAUUGUCUUGCUUUUAAAUUGUCAUCAUCAUGGAAAUUUGGGGGUUUAAUCUCCAAA
Molecule: messenger RNA, 1290 nt
Organism: Macadamia integrifolia
Lineage: Eukaryota; Viridiplantae; Streptophyta; Magnoliopsida; Proteales; Proteaceae
Product: soluble inorganic pyrophosphatase-like
Exons: 10
Coding region: 373-1071 (232 amino acids)
Biological process (GO): phosphate-containing compound metabolic process
Cellular component (GO): cytoplasm
Molecular function (GO): inorganic diphosphate phosphatase activity; magnesium ion binding
Source: RefSeq, a predicted model, not a curated record